Phyllostomus discolor (pale spear-nosed bat) is the source of this 3695-nucleotide messenger RNA. RefSeq names its product PHD finger protein 21B (gene PHF21B). The record is from RefSeq and is a predicted model, not a curated record. The coding region runs from base 469 to 1938 and encodes 489 amino acids. The transcript has 13 exons. Lineage: Eukaryota; Metazoa; Chordata; Mammalia; Chiroptera; Phyllostomidae.
CCGGCCGGCUCCAUCCGGGCACUGCCGAAUUAGCAUCGGGCCGAGGCACAACUUUGCCGAGACCCAGCGAGAUCCAGGCGCGCGCGCCGGAGGAAAUAUAGUCCCUGCCGGCGGGCGGCUCCCGCGGGCAGCGGUGGCGGCGGGGCGGGCGCGCGCCGGGCGGCGCGGGGCUGCGCGGGGCUGCGCGGGGCUCCCGGCGCCCCGGGGCCAUGCGCCGGGCGGCGCCGCUAGCCCGGGGACCCGGCGCAACUUGCGGGGCAUCCUGAGGAGUUGGGGUGGCCGCGGGCUCUGCGCCGCGGCGCCCGGCCGCCUCUCCUCCCCCUCGCUCGAACCGCCGUCGCUUUCGGUGGUGGGGGCGGGGGCUGGUGUCCCCCCACCCCCGGGAGUCCCGGUCCGCCCCCGCGGAGCCGCGCAACUUCAGCGGAGCCCGGGCCAAAGUGAGCGCAAAGUGCAGCCCAAGUUGCCGCGAUGGAGCUGCAGAGCCGGCCCGAGGCGCUCGCCGUGGAACUCGCGCGCCACCAGAACGGCGACCUCAAGAAGCCGCUCCACGAGAGGCAGCCGCGGAUCGCCGCGCUCAGCGACAAACGAGCCUUGGGCUCCAUCACCGCAGUGCCUGUCGCGGGUCCUCAGGUCAGCUCCUUGCAGAGGUUGGCCGGGCAAGGAGCGGCAGUGCUACCUCAGGUUAGGCCAAAGACUCUGAUUCCAGACAGCCUCCCCGUCACCCCGGGCCGGGACCGGCCCCCCAAGCAGCCCCCCACGUUGCAGAAGACCACCGUGGUCCGCGUCAAGAACCCCAGCCCAGCCCUCCCCACCGCCAACAACACCGUGAGCCAUGUGCCGACGCCCGGCAGCCAGCCGCAGGCCCUGGCCGAGCCGGCCGCUGUCGCCUCUCCUCUGAGCGGCGCCGGAGUGGCCUACGCCCUCGUCUCCACCGCCCCCAGCCAUGCCGCCGCCGUCGCCCCCAGCAACGCCGUGCCUGCGGUUGGCGACAGCGUCAAAGUCCAGCCCCUCCUCCUCAGCGCCGACAGCAAGGUCAUCCUCAUCCAGCCUCAAGUGCAGCUGCAGCCCGAGGGCACGGCGGGUUCGCGGCCGCCCACGCAGGAGCUGUCUCAGGGAGCGCGGGCCGCCGAGGAGGAGGAGGACCGGCCGCCGCCCAGCCAGGAGAACCCUGAGAAAAUCGCCUUCAUGGUGGCGCUAGGCCUGGUCACCACGGAGCACUUGGAAGAGAUCCAGAGCAAACGCCAGGAGCGCAAGAGGAGAAGCACAGCCAACCCGGCCUACAGCGGCCUCCUGGAGACGGAGAGGAAGCGGCUGGCGUCCAACUAUCUCAACAACCCCCUGUUCCUCACAGCACGAGCCAAUGAGGAGCCCUGCUGGAAGCACGAGACCGGCCGCGAUGAGCGCUGCGCCGCCUGCAAGCGCGGCACCGACCUGCAGCCCUGCGGCGCCUGCCCGGGGGCCUACCACCUCGGCUGCCUGGACCCGCCCCUCAAGACGGCACCCAAGGGCGUGUGGCUGUGCCCCAAGUGCCAGCAGAAGGCCUUAAAGAAGGACGAAGGUGUGCCCUGGACGGGGAUGCUGGCCGUCGUGCGCUCCUACGUCACCCACAAGACAGUGAAAGAAGAGGAGAAGCAGAAGCUGCUGCAGAAGGGCACGGAGCUGCAGAGCGAGCACCGGCAGCUGGAGGAGCGGGACCGGCGCCUGGCCUCGGCCGUGAAGAAAUGCCUGGAGCUGAAGACAAGCCUGCUGGCCCGGCAGAGGGGCACCCAGUCGUCCUUGGACCGUCUUCGGGCCCUCCUGAGACUGAUACAGGGUGAACAGAUGCUCCAGGUCACCAUGACGACCACCAGCCCCACCCCGCUGCUGGCAGGGCCCUGGACCAAGCCCUCAGCAGCAGCCAUGCACUCUGCCCUCCAGCACCCCCAGGGGCACAACUGACCCCGAGGGACCCGUCUUCACGCCCGUGGAGAGCCCCUGGGACCCCCUGCUCACAAGACCCGCGGGUUCCGUCAGCCUUAAUUCAUAAACACUCUGACUUUCAGACAAAAAUAAAACCAGACAGAGAGAGACAGGGGCCAGAGGGAGGUGGAGCUGGAUGGGGGUCCUGGUCCUGCAGCCGGGGCGGGUGGGGGUGGAGUCCUGCCCCUUCAGGUGCAGGCAGGACCCCCGGAAGCCAGGUGGUGCACACUGUCCGCUCCGGCCUCUAGCCCAGCUGUCCCUGUGGCCUUGUGUAGUGUGCGGAGGGGCCGGCACCUGUCCAGCGUCCUGCAGGGAGGGAGCCGGGAUGCAGACGUAGCUGAGUAGUGCAGGUAGUGGGGCAGAAGUGGGUAGGAAUCUAGGUAGGACUCCGGCCCCUCCCCCGCAGGGGGCCCACGCCUGGGCCUGGGCCACGGGUGCCUUCCCAGAACCCCAGGCCUGCCGGUCAGUAUUAUUGGCGUUAAAAUCGCAGCUGUUUGACUUGAAACUCUGCGCGGCCUGCGUUCCCUGCCAGUGCCACGGUCCCCAGAGUCCUGGGGCGCCCCGGCCGCGCACCGCCUUCCUCUCGCUAGUGCUUCGGAUCCACGUUGCUGUCGAUGUAUUUUUCUCAUGGAGUUUCGGGCCAGACGGAGGCGCAGCCGUGCGGCGGGGCAUGGGGCAGGCACCCUGGUUCCGGUUGAAUCGUUCAACCUGCGACCGAAGCCUUUUACUCUCUCCUUCCGAAGAGCCGAUCAAGUAUUCCACUCCCUGUUUCUUGCCAGUACAGACACUAUGCCAAAAAUAACCUUCCGUUUUUGUACGGUGUUUUUAUUGUGGGAUGUUUAAUGUGAAGGGGGCACGCCUGCUGGCCGCCCUGCCUGCCGGCCACUCUCUGCGGCCAGGUCCGAGUGGGGGCGCCCUCCCGGGGCUGCCGGGGCUGGAGACGUCCCGGGGGCGGGCGGGGAAGGGGGUGGGGCCUCGGGAGGGCUCAGACCUUGGAGACUCCACAGAGCCCCCCUCCUUGCCGGCUCCUAGAGAGCAGAGGGGGCGCCCGCUGUCUCAGAGCGCUCCUGCACCCCGGGGUGGGCUCUGCCCGCCCCUCACCCCCACCAGCUUCUCCAGUCCCGAGGGACUUAGCACAACAGACAAGCACCCGGGAGCCUCGGGGGCUCCCACCCCCGAGCCCGUCGCCCGGUGCCGCGUUGCAGGGACCACACGUGUGCGGGCGCACGCAUGCGCGCGCAGAGGUGCCGAGCAGGGGGCCGGCCCCGCCCCCACAGGCGGCCGCGGGGCCUCCUGCCACUUCCACGACUCCGGGAGAAACUGUGCUGUACGAUACAGAGCUAUUUUAAUACACGUAACACUGGGUUGAACAAGAUUUUUAUAUUCUUUUAUCGAUGAACAGAGCGAACUGCGGGACACACGUCUUCUAUGUUGGUUACUCGAGACGCCGAUUAUGCAGUACCUGCCGCGCGGCUUGCGAUGCAAACGUCCUCAGAUUCCUUUCUUUGGGUUUGUUUUCUUCCUGGAUGGAUUGGAUUGAGUUUUUUUUAACAAUGUAAUGGGAGGGUGUGAGCGGCUGGACCCGGGAGGGGUCGCUGCUGGCGUGUCUUGAGUCUUAGAUUCCUCGGACCCCGGAGGGCCGUCCAGUGGAUAGAGUCAGGCUAGAGAAGAGUGUUCGUCUUAAAUAUGCCCGUGUAGCCCUUCUGUGCGACGCAUUAAACUCGAUUGAUGAUUGC